GGACCUUGACACACACCUCUCUCUCUCUCUCUCUCUCUCUCUCUCUCUCUCUCAUUCUCUAUCUCUUUGCUAUUCAUCUUCUACAAUUUUGUAAAUUAUUCUCUCCCUCUGCUAAAAUAAUAUCUGAGACACUCUUAACUUCGAUCAAGCCUCUCUCUAAGCUUCCAUUUUCAUUUACGAUUUGUUUUCUCUUUUGAGGUAACCAGGUUUGCAGUUUAAGGAACAUUUAAGUAUCCAAUGUCUACGGAAGAGGAGCUACAGAGCAAUGUCUCUGUGGCAAGUUCCUCACCUACUAGCAAUUGCAUCUCCAGAAGCACAGUAGGUGGACUUAAAGAACAUAACUACUUGGGUCUCUCUGAUUGUUCAUCUUCCGUCGGAAGCUCCACUCUCUCCGGCCUUGCGGAUGAUGACAAAGCCACUAUCAGCCUCAAGGCUACAGAGCUGACACUUGGCCUUCCCGGAUCACAAUCUCCUGCCAGAGACACAGAUCUUAACUUAAUGACCCCAGUAAAGCUAGAUGAGAAGCCGUUCUUUCCUUUGCUUCCUUCUAAAGAUGAGAUUUGCUCGUCCUCACAGAAAAACAAUGCCUCAGGAAACAAAAGAGGUUUCUCUGACACAAUGGAUCAGUUUGCUGAAGCUAAGAGUUCUGUGUAUACUGAGAAGAACUGGAUGUUCCCUGAAGUUGCAGCCACUCAGUCUGUAACAAAGAAGGAUGUGCCACAAAGCACGCCUAAAGGACAUUCCAGCACUACAAACAACAGCUCUAGUCCACCUGCUGCCAAGGCACAAAUUGUCGGUUGGCCUCCUGUGAGAUCCUACAGGAAGAACACAUUGGCCACCACUUGUAAGAACAGUGAUGAAGUUGAUGGGAGGCCAGGUGCUGGUGCCCUUUUCGUGAAGGUCAGUAUGGAUGGUGCUCCUUAUCUGAGGAAAGUUGACCUGAGGAGCUACACUAACUACGGGGAGCUUUCUUCAGCCUUAGAGAAAAUGUUCACCACUUUCACUCUUGGUCAAUGUGGUUCUAAUGGAGCUGCUGGGAAGGAUAUGCUUAGUGAGACCAAGCUAAAGGAUCUUUUGAAUGGAAAAGAUUAUGUGCUCACUUAUGAAGACAAGGAUGGAGAUUGGAUGCUUGUUGGAGAUGUUCCGUGGGAGAUGUUUAUUGAUGUCUGCAAGAAGCUGAAGAUAAUGAAAGGUUGUGAUGCCAUUGGGUUAGCUGCAGCUCCGAGAGCAGUGGAGAAAUCCAAGAUGAGAGCUUAAAAAGAUGGAACAUGACCGAAGCUUUCUAAUUAUACAAAAAAAAAUAUGUGCGAUCUUUUGGUGGUGUUUUUUUUAAUUGGGAAACACCGAUAUCUUUUAGUAUCUGAGAUUUGAAAAGCAAAAAGAGAAGUAAGUAAAGACUACGUUUGUAAGGAAAUGAAGAUGAAGAAGAAUUAAAAUGAUCUUAAUUUUUGUUGCUCUAGUUCGAACCAGUAACUGGUCGUUGUUUCGGGUUUUUGGUUUGUUUUGGAUAUGUGUGGUUCGUUGACUUUUUUACAUUUGAAUUAUUAUUAUUUGAUGUAAUGUUUUUGUUUCUUGUCCGAUUUUAACGAUUCGGCUUUGAUUUGAUUUUCGGUUGUUUUUACUGUUUGUAAAACCUGAAUUCGAAUAAAAAACCAACUAGUUUGGUCUGGAUUAAUAAACUUCUGGUUUGAUU
Molecule: messenger RNA, 1693 nt
Organism: Capsella rubella
Lineage: Eukaryota; Viridiplantae; Streptophyta; Magnoliopsida; Brassicales; Brassicaceae
Product: auxin-responsive protein IAA9
Exons: 6
Coding region: 238-1257 (339 amino acids)
Biological process (GO): regulation of DNA-templated transcription
Cellular component (GO): nucleus
Molecular function (GO): protein binding
Source: RefSeq, a predicted model, not a curated record